Molecule: messenger RNA, 2266 nt
Organism: Triticum aestivum (bread wheat)
Lineage: Eukaryota; Viridiplantae; Streptophyta; Magnoliopsida; Poales; Poaceae
Product: U-box domain-containing protein 33
Exons: 6
Coding region: 131-1918 (595 amino acids)
Biological process (GO): protein phosphorylation
Molecular function (GO): ATP binding; protein kinase activity
Source: RefSeq, a predicted model, not a curated record
UACACAUACUCCCCUCCCCUCCCCUGUUUUCGUUCUUUCGCUGGUUCUUCCACCCCCCUCGACCGCGCGCCAUUGCCGGGAGAGCAAGAAACUCAGUUGGAAGGAUCGAUCAACCGAUAUAGCUGGGUACAUGGAGGAAGCAGCAGCCGGCUCCGGCGAGGAGGAGGUGUACUGCGCGGUGGGGAAGGAGCAGUGGAACUGGAAGGCGAACCUGCGGUGGGUGCUGGCCAACUUCCCCGGCCGCCGCCUCGUGCUCGCCCACGUCCACCGCCCGCCGCACCGCAUCAACAUGAUGGGGGCGUGGGUGCCGGUGAGCCAGGUGGGGGCGGCCAUGGUGGCCGCGUGCAGGAAGUGGGAGGAGGACGAGGCCAGCGAGGCCCUCGACCAGCUCGUCCGCAUGUGCAAGAUCCAGCGGGUCCACGCGCGCAAGGUCAUCGUGUCCGGCGACGACCUGGCGGGCGGCCUGGUGCAGCUCGUCGCCGACCAUGCCGUCGCCGAGCUCGUCAUGGGCGCCGCCGCCGACCGGGCCUACUCGAGGAAGAUGCGGGCGCCCAAGUCCAAGAAGGCGGCGACCGUGCAGCUCAAGGCCAACCCCUCUUGCAGGAUCUGGUUCGUCUGCAAAGGCAAGCUCAUCUGCACGAGAGAGGCCAGUGAAGAGGGGCUGGUAAGCAGAGGAGAGCCAUCCACGGCGAGCACCAGCCCACGCCCAACCGCCUCCGACUGCUCGACAUCGGCAUCCUCGUCGCACCGCCACGGCGAUGGCGCCGCCGAGCGGCUCGGCAUCCACAAUGACUCGGGUGACGCCGGCGAGAUGGACGAUGCGUUGGCGGAGAAGCUCAAGGCCGAAGGGACUCGCCGGGCACCUGUAGCUGCGGUGGAAUCUGUGCCCGUGACAGAUGGUGAUCAAGCUGUAGGUGUCUUGCGGUUCGGUUUGCCGGAGCUGGAGGAGGCGACAGGCCGUUUCGACGAGUCCUCCAGGAUCGGCAAUGCCGGCAUUGGCCGCGCCGGCGUGUACAGAGGGAGCCUGCGCGGCAUGAACGUCGCCGUCAGGGUCAUCUCCCCCGAUGCCGCCGUCGGCGAGGCGCGGUUCGCUCGCGAGGCGGACGCCAUCAGCCGGGUGAGGCACCCAGGCCUCGUGGCGCUCAUCGGCGCGUGCCCGGAGGCGCGCGCCGUGGUGCACGAGCUCGUGCCGGGCGGUAGCCUGGAGGACCGCCUAGCUCAAGGAGGCGACGGGACGCCGCCGCUGCCGUGGAGAGCGCGGUGCGCUGUGGCGUACCAGGUAUGCUCUGUUCUGGCAUUCCUUCACUCGUCAGCGAAGACAGUGCACGGCGACGUCCGCCCGGCGACCAUCCUCCUGCUCGAUGACGACGAGGAGGAGCACCUCCUCACCGGCAGCAAGCUCGCCGGCCUCGGCAUGCGUGGGCUCGUGUCGGAGCAGCGGCGGGCCGGCCGCGAAGCGCUGGCGUACGUGGACCCGCGGUACCUCGCGACGGGGGAGCCGACCCCGCAGUGGGACGUGCACGCCCUGGGCCUGGUGCUCCUCCGGCUGGUCGCGGGCAUGACAGCGCGCGCGGCAAAGAAGGCGGCUCGGGAGGCCGCCGCCGACGGGCGCAGGGGCUGGAGCGAGGUGGUGGCCGCGAGCGCGGGAGGGUGGCCGUUGGAGCUGGCCACCGAGGUCGCGCUCCUCGGCCUGCGAUGCUGCGCCGUGAGCGACGGCCGAGAGCCGUGUCGCCCGGCCGGUGAGCUGCUCGAGGAGGCGCUUACCGUGCUGAAGGCAGCGAUGGACGCCGCACCGGGCAGGACGUGGACGUCAUCACUGUUAUCGUCGUCGGAGACGGGGGCGUCCCACGGCGGCGGAUCAGAGUGCCACCAGCAGCAGCAGCGGGUCCACAAGGUAGUUGAUGCAGCGGCACAAUGAUUUUUUAGUCGUCGGAGUCAAAUACUCCAUGUAAUUUACGAGUGUGGAAAACAUUCAUUGUUUGGAGACGGGAAUGGGAAAAUAUCUGGUCCUCGAGGAGCAUCUAUCUAAGCUCAUGCGCUGCCGUGCGAGCUCGCCCGUUGGAUCUCAGAUCCAAGGGCUCUGCCAACCGUUGAGGUGGUGAUGUCGCUCUGCGUGGCAUUGAGCCGGCGAUGUACGAUUCCACUCCUCUCAGCUGGAGGAGGCGACAGGCCAAACGUUGUAAAUAUAAGGUCAUCUUCAAUGUUGACCCGCAAAUUUGCUCCGGCGUCUGUCAACAUAUAGGGGACCAGUUCAUGGACAUUGAUA